This is a messenger RNA of Conger conger (European conger), 938 nucleotides long. RefSeq lists its product as uncharacterized. NCBI's taxonomy places the organism in Eukaryota, Metazoa, Chordata, Actinopteri, Anguilliformes, Congridae. The transcript has 6 exons. The coding region runs from base 160 to 744 and encodes 194 amino acids. The record is from RefSeq and is a predicted model, not a curated record.
GACAAUGUCAGUUAUUGUAGGAACACUUUUGGCUUCCAUUGUAAUAGCCCGUGGGAAAUAACUGUUUUAGCCAUGUAACCUAUAAACGAGCAAUCAGUAGAUAUAGGGAUUUUCACCGAAAAAAAUUGGAGCAGUGGAGAUGCGUUGGAUGGUGUUGAUAUGAGCAGGGUGUGUGUGUGCUCACACUGCUGUGGACCCCAUGCUCUUCAGGAGGCACAGAAGGGGGGUAAGCACACAGGACUGAAAGCCCGAUCCUCAGAGGGCUAUGGAACAGAGGAGGAGUGCCUCCUUUCAGACCCUCAAGGAGACAGUGAUGCCGAUGCUGAUAUCGAGGACACAGACAGCCGACUACAGGAGGGCCGUCCCCUCCAGCGAAUGAGCUUUCGGCGGCGGAGGCGGCAGCGAAUAGCACGGCAGGACACCACAGAGAGUGAGGAUGAUGGGGGGCGGAGCCACAGAGCCCACCGCUGGAGUCUCCGCCUCAGCCCCCACCGCACCCAAGACCGCACCAUCCUGGAGGAGAGUGUGUCUCAGGUCAGACCGUUGGUUUUGUGUCGGCCAUGUGGGGGGAUAGUACAGGGAUCUCCCGCUGAAGACGGCAGGAGGGCGUGGCACUGGGCGUGGCACUGGGCGUGGCACUGGGCGUGGCACUGGGCGUGCUCAUCGCCAAUUUGGCCCCUAUUGCAAUUGUUAAUUUUUAGCAUUUCAAUUGCUGUAUUUAUUUAUAUUUAUAAUUGUUUAUAGCUGUUCAUAAACCUAUUUCAUUACAUUUCUUAAAGCCUCUUAUUUUGAAGAAGGACAAUAAACGCAACUUGAAGAAACUUUUAAUUGACUGUAGUUUAAAGGAUAGAGCAGAGUUUGAUGAUUAAUGCAGUAUUUUGCAACAAUCUAUGGCGUAAUACGUGUAGCCUCAUAAAAUAUUGAAUUAAAGAAUUAGA